Messenger RNA from Pterocles gutturalis (yellow-throated sandgrouse), 707 nucleotides. RefSeq names its product LanC lantibiotic synthetase component C-like 3 (bacterial) (gene LANCL3). The transcript has 4 exons. Gene Ontology annotation, biological process: carbohydrate metabolic process; peptide modification. Bases 88 to 684 code for a protein of 198 amino acids. The record is from RefSeq and is a predicted model, not a curated record. Gene Ontology annotation, cellular component: plasma membrane. NCBI's taxonomy places the organism in Eukaryota, Metazoa, Chordata, Aves, Pterocliformes, Pteroclidae.
ACCCCAGCACAAAUAAAAUCAAUUUGCCUGGCCAUACUAGAAUCAGGAAAGCAGUAUGCAGUGAAGAAGAGGAAACCGUUCCCACUCAUGUAUUCCUACUAUGGAACAGAGUACCUUGGUGCAGCACAUGGGCUUUCAUCGAUCCUUCAGAUGCUGCUUUCUUAUUAUGAGUACCUGCAGCCAGCAGAUCAGGAGCUUGUGUGGCAGAGCGUUGAUUUUCUUAUGGACCAAGAACAGAACAGCAACUGGCCUCCUGAGCUGGGAGAGACAAUUGAGCGGGAGAAUGAGCUUGUACACUGGUGUCAUGGCGCUCCAGGCAUUGCAUAUCUGUUUGCCAAAGCUUACCUGGUUUCGAAGAAGCCUCAAUAUCUGGACACUUGUAUCCGGUGUGGAGAGCUAACUUGGCAGAAAGGCCUGUUGAAGAAGGGACCUGGAAUAUGCCAUGGAGUGGCUGGUAGUGCUUAUGUGUUCCUGCUGCUGUAUAGGCUCACUGGAAACUCAAAAUACAUAUACAGGGCACAAAGGUUUGCAGAGUUCUUAUUUACAGAAGAAUUUAAGGCUGGUUCCCGGGCGUUAGAAAGUGUAUAUAGUCUGUAUGAAGGUUUCUCGGGAACUGUGUGUUUCCUGACUGACUUGCUGCAACCCAACCAAGCCGAGUUUCCUCUCUUCAGUGUAUUUGUCUAGAGAGUGAUGCUCUCCAGGGCCAC